This is a messenger RNA of Manis pentadactyla (Chinese pangolin), 1759 nucleotides long. RefSeq names its product carbonic anhydrase 3. The coding region runs from base 127 to 909 and encodes 260 amino acids. The record is from RefSeq and is a predicted model, not a curated record. NCBI's taxonomy places the organism in Eukaryota, Metazoa, Chordata, Mammalia, Pholidota, Manidae. Gene Ontology annotation, cellular component: cytoplasm. The transcript is spliced from 7 exons. Gene Ontology annotation, molecular function: zinc ion binding; carbonate dehydratase activity.
ACCCUCGCUGACCGAAUAAGGCCAUGUAGUGUGUGUGGGACCUAUAUAAAAGGUGUGGGCUCGCGGGGACUCUGCACGACGCCGUGGAGAGAAGGCAGCAGGCACCCAGGGCCCACGAAGACGACCAUGGCCAAGGAGUGGGGCUAUGCCAGCCACAAUGGCCCUGACCACUGGCAUGAACUUUACCCAAUUGCCAAGGGAGACAACCAGUCGCCCAUCGAACUGCAUACUAAAGACAUCAAGCAUGACCCUUCCCUGCUGCCAUGGUCAACAUCUUAUGACCCUGGCUCUGCCAAGACCAUCCUCAACAAUGGGAAGACAUGCAGGGUUGUGUUUGAUGAUUCUUAUGAUAGGUCAAUGCUGAGAGGCGGCCCGCUCACGGGACCCUACCGGCUCCGCCAGUUUCACCUCCACUGGGGCUCCUCGGACGACCACGGCUCUGAGCACACUGUGGAUGGAGUCAAGUACGCCGCGGAGCUUCACUUGGUACACUGGAAUCCGAAGUAUAGCAAUUUUGGAGGGGCUCUGAAGCAACCUGAUGGAAUAGCUGUGGUCGGAAUUUUUCUGAAGAUAGGACAUGAGAAAGGAGAGUUCCAGCUGCUCCUUGAUGCACUGGACAAAAUUAAGACAAAGGGCAAGGAGGCGCCCUUCACGAAGUUCGACCCGUCCUGCCUGUUCCCCGCCUGCCGGGACUACUGGACCUACCACGGCUCCUUCACCACUCCGCCCUGCGAGGAGUGCAUCGUGUGGCUCCUGCUGAAGGAGCCCAUCACCGUGAGCUCCGACCAGAUGGCCAAGCUGCGGAGCCUCCUGUCCAGCGCUGAGAAUGAGCCCCCAGUGCCCCUGGUGGGGAACUGGCGUCCUCCGCAGCCUGUCAAGGGUAGGGUGGUGAGAGCUUCCUUCAAAUGAGGCUGCAGGAGCUUGCCCUCCUCAGGAAAGGAGACCUGCCGCCGUUGGAGAGCUUGGUUCCCUGACUCCUUUUGACGCUUCUUACUCCAAGUAUAUUUCAGUUUUCCACACUGAGCAAUGAAUGUGAAAGAUGCUCUCACCAGGAAACCAAAGUUACUUAUGACAAGAUGUAAUGUGAAAGCAUCUGGCCUUUGUAAUAAUUACCUUUCCUAUAAAAGUAGCAUUUCUAGUAAGGUUUCAGAGGAGAAGAAACAGAAGGAGAAGGGUAAUGAUGUAGAAAAAUGGCUAAUGGGCACCAAUUUUCUGUCACCUUUAAUUUCAUAGAACUUCAGUAUUACUGUUUUCAUAUAAUGAAUCUUAAAGAAAUAAUGAGUAAUUCUAUUAAUAACAGAGGUAAAUGAAGAUCAUAUGGCAAGUAAAGAUAAGCCAGAAAUUAAAAUUACUCUAGACACCAAGAAUUGAUAUGGUAUAUUUUAACCCUUCUAUAAAACCAGCAAGAGGUCCAUCAUUCAUUAAGAUUUUAACUUCUGUAAUGAUAACCUGGUUUUGAUUACAAUGAGAAGGAAAACACGUUGGAUCAGUUUUAAAAAUUUGACCUGUAUUUGAAUUUCUUCUUCAAAAAGAUGAUUGACUUUAUCCUAAUACUUUUCCUUACCUGAAGGAGGGCCAUUUAUUUUUAAUUUUACCACUUUUAUCUGUGCAUGCUUAUUAAAAUAAAAACUGCCUCUGACAUCUUUCUAACUUGAGGAUGGAAUUAAUGAUUCUUAGAACAUGCAGGAGUGAAUGACUGCACUUCAGGUAAAAGCAGUUGUACUGAUCAUCAAGACUAAUAAAGACACGAAUACACAAA